GCCACCAUAAAACGCUGGUAUGGGAAAUUAAAUCUACCCUUGGGUGCUGUUAAAAGUGAAAAGUAACUGCUUUAAAACACAUAAAAGUGAAUGACGCGUGACACAUGUUGGGGGGGUUCUAUCCAUCACACGCUGACGGCGUCAUCCGUGAAUAACGAGGAAGGUUAAGCAAACGCUUGCAUAAAGGAAGCAGUGUUAAUGAUAGAACAGUAAGUCUUGAUAAGACUAUAAACUGCACUCAUCCUCCUGUAUGUGACAGGUAGGUCAGCCCUGUUAUUGGAUAUAAGAAAAACUGGCAUGUCAUUGCUAGAAUGUGUUCAUUGGCAUGAACCAAGCAUGCAUGCUAUUUCCAUCUCCUUAGGAAUGUGGUAGCUUAAAGGAUGGGUGACACAUCAUUUAGCACUUUGUCGGCUCUGGUGUACUUACUAUGGAUCUGCGUCUCAUUUUGAGAAAAUGUUUCUAGACUUUGUUCAGUCGUGUUACAAGGGAUAGUAAUUCAAAUACUUCCACAACGUAAUUUUCCAAUCUCUCUCUCUUGCGUAUAGUGCAUUUUCGUUUUCUAACACUCUUGCUCUUAGGAGUAGUUGGUCUCUGUUUUUCCCCAAAACAAAAAAGCCCAUUAUUAGACUAUGUUCAGUCAUUUUACAAAAGACCAUGGUUAAAAUACUUCCACAGCAUAAUAUUCCAUUUAAAAUUUUCCUAUAUCUUGCAUAUACUGCAUUUUUAUUCAUGAAAAAGUAAGGUUUCAUAUACUUGACCUGUGUGCUAUGGUAACUGCACUUACCCCUGGUGCAAUCGCCCCUGACUGAUGAGAUGGCAUGUCUCUUACACAAACAUGGUCUUAAAUGGCUGCAACAGUGGGUGUCAAAUGACACGUGAUGUGGCAUGUGUCCAUGUGAGAAUGGGCACAACAAGCUCAGUAUUUGACUUGGAGGCUGUUUCUUGGCACUAACAGAAGCACACAAAUUGGCUUGUUUACUUUGGGUAGUUUUCCUGACUGAAUUUUUAGAUGAAGCUAUUAUGCCUUCAAGCUGUGCAUGGUUGGAACUAGAGAAUUGAGCCAAGCGUUCAGUUUAUGAGCUUGGCGGUUUCAACACCCUGUUCUAUGCGUAUCUGCAACACACUGGUUGAUUCAGAACCUGAAUGCUGUUUGGAAACCUAAUCUCCCAGUUUGAUACAAAAUAAAGCCAAAACCCCUUCCUCUUUAUUUCCUGUAACUCUAUCCUAGUGGGUUAAAAAUAUUAGCAGGGGUGCAGCUUUGCAGAAACUCUAGACACUGGGCUGUCACUGCUGCAAGAGAAGAGGUAGCAGAGUUGAGGUUGGCUUGAACAGGAGCAAGCAGUUCCACCUCUCUCCAUCCUGGCAUGCACACAGAUUGUUGAUUUUUGCAGCAGGGUAAGACGGGGGGAGGGCACCCAUGCCUGAAUCAGUUCUUGCGAAACUACAGAAGGCACAGCUGAUGCACUCCUGAGGUCUGUGGAGCCCUCUGCAAACAAGAGGGAUUGUUCCUGUAUGGAGCAGUUGCUCUGUAAAGCUUUAUAAGUUUGCUCCUACUUCAAAGAGGAAGAUCUUUGGGCUGUCAACUGGUGUCCUCGUAGAACUAUAUGUUAGCGGCUGUUCUUUAUGGUGCGUUUGACCUCUCAUGGCUGUUAGCUUCUGAGGAGCUUUGGAAAGAAUGUCCGUUGUCACCGCUGCUAUUUUGGCUAUGUGCAACAUCUAAUGAUUGCGAUCACAGCUCUGGACCAGGAGCAGUUGCUUUCCUGCUCGUUGACGUCUUAUUUUAUUUGUUAAUUUCGUGAGCAGGUUUGCCAUGUCGUGCUUUCCAUUGAAUUCAUUGGAUUAGGAGGCUCGUCUGCAUGGCAAGACACCUGCGAUUGCAUUUCGCUUCAAGGAGAAGCAACACAGACCCUCUGUCAGAGAGCUGCAGCCAUGCCGAGGAGGGUGGGCUCACUGUUGCCAGCCGUAGCUCCAGCGAGGGCCUGGCGCACAGCUCUGUCCACAUGAAGGUUACUCCGGGACAGCUGGCACUGGCUUUACCUCCCUUGUCACCAGAGUAUGGUAAUUUACAACGGCACUCCACCGUAUUUAUCCCCAAGGUUAAUGGAAGUGAAGCGAGCAGAAAAAGCACACUGCAGAUCUCCUUGCAGCCUUGCAAACAAAGCAGCGACAUUGACGGUGGCGCCGGGGAGGAUGGAGAGCUUGCGAGCUGUGUGGGUGGAAAUGGGAGCACGUACGAUGGAGGUUCCUGUAGCAGUAGCACGAGUGAUGCCGGUUACUGCAGCAGCAAUAGCAUCUUCGAACCGGAUGUCUCAGACCGAAGGGCGGCUCAGGAGAGGACCGUGUUGCGGCGGAAGACAAGGGUACCCUUGCGUCGCUGCUCUUCUCUGGUGAUCUUUCCACAGAGCCCCUGUACCUCGCCGCCUGCAUCCCCUGUUAGUCCAGUAGCAUCUCCCAUGAUUCCGCCGCUCCCUCCAUCUGCGCGAAGCUCCUUUCAAACUUCUCAUCAGAUGCAGCUGUCCAGUGCGGAUCCGUCACAAGAUGACAUGAAGGGAUCCAUCGCCACAGCAGUUAAUGGUUUGCGGCUGUCCAAAACCAGCUGUAUGUCGGCUGAGCAAAGAGACGCCAAACCUAUCGUGCAUUUCAGUGUACCCCCGGAACAACCAUCAGGACCAGAGCGAACAGAAAGACACUCCAGCGUUUUACUACACUUUGCAAACCAACGACCACUUCCUACAGGAAAAGGAGGUUCUGCCAAGACUAAGGUUAACGUUGACUGUUCUAAACCUCCUGAGGGCCCACAAUCAGACAACGUACCAGAACCCCAUAAGGUAAAGCUGUUCCGUAGCACCUCAGCAUGUAUGCUGCCAAGCGGAAGGUCAUCAUCGACAGAAAGAAGACACAACACUUGUCCAACUAGCAGUAAUUUGGAUAAGUCCUUAAAAAAAGGCUCUCAUCACAUCCUUCACAGAAGUAUUUCUCUGGAGUUACCCUGUGCUAAAACUGAGAUAUCUUGUCAUGUUUCAAAUGCAGCACGCAUGCAUUCUAAUAAUGGCCCUCCACAUGUACACAUUCAUGUAUCUCAAGGCACAGGUGCAAGAAUAUCAAAUACUCUAAAGGAUUGCGGCACAAACGACAAAGAAGAUCAUGUUCCAACCUGCAUGGAGAGAAAUGCCACCACAAGAGAUGAUUUCCUCGGGCAAGUGGAUGUUCCUCUACAUCCGAUCCCAACAGAAAAUCCAAACAAUGAACGGCCGUACACUUUCAAGGACUUCCUCUUGCACCCGAGAAGUCAUAAGUCCAGGGUAAAAGGUCACCUACGACUGAAGAUGACUUACCUGCCCAAAAACAAUGAUACGGAGGACAACCUCGCUGAACAGAACGAGAAUCUGGAUCCUGGUUGGGAGGUUUUGGAUCCUCAUGAACUGUGCAGUCCGCACCAGCCACACCAGCUGCCUGUGCUGCCCCCUGGCUGGGAGGAGAGGCAGGACAACCUGGGCCGAACCUACUAUGUCAACCAUGAAAGCAGGACCACCCAGUGGCACAGACCCACCAUACAGGACAGUCAGAGAGACGAUGAACAAAGACAGGACACACAGACCGAGUCUCAGCGCGCAUUCCUCAUGCGCAGACAAAUUUCUGAACACAACGGAAACCAUGAGCGCAGAGAUUCACCUGAGAGCUGGGAGAUCAUAACAGCGGAUGAGUCCACGCUCAGUAACAGCCACAGCGAGCGCUCGCCGCCACCCCCCCACUCCCCGAUGGAGUUCACAGGAUUUUGCGAGGAGUUUAACAGACUGCAGCCGGGAAAUGACAGACGCACAUCCCUCACGCCACAGGGUCACAGUAGUCGCAGAGGAAGUGGACAGACUCUCACAGUGGAGGAGCAUCCAGUUCACCCUGUGUUAUUACCCACCUCUGCUGGUUUGCCUCCGGGCUGGGAGGAAAAGCAGGAUAGUAAAGGGAGAAUUUAUUAUGUCAAUCACAACAGCAGAAUGACAACUUGGACACGCCCACUGAUUCAGCUCAUACAGCCGUCCUCAGAGGUGGCGGCGGGCGGAGUCAUGAAUCUCUCUCAGAAUCUCACAAGCUAUGCUCCGCCCCUGCACUCCCCAGACGUAUCGCCUCAGCACACACACGCUCGCACGGCAGAACAUGCAGGGCUGAUGCCGAUAGGCUGGGAGGUACGCAGCGCGCCAAAUGGACGCCCAUUUUUCAUAGACCACAACUCCAAGACCACCACAUGGGAAGACCCCCGGCUAAAGGUUCCCGUGCACAUGAGGAGGAAACUCUCCCUUGAUCCCUCUGACCUCGGCCCACUGCCGCCCGGUUGGGAGGAGAGGGUGCACAGUGAUGGCAGAAUAUUUUAUAUCAAUCACAACACAAAAAACACACAGUGGGAAGACCCAAGACUGCAAAAUUCAGCUAUCACUGGUCCAGCUGUGCCUUACUCCAGAGACUAUAAACAGAAGUACGAGUACUUCCACAAGAAACUCAAGAAACCAGCAGACAUCCCAAACCGCUUCGAGCUGAAUGUAAGACGGAAUGCUGUUCUGGAGGAUUCGUACCGGCGAAUUCUGUCUGUCAAACGACCAGAUCUACUGAAGGCCCGCCUCUGGGUGGAGUUUGAGGGCGAAAAGGGGCUGGACUAUGGGGGCGUGGCCAGAGAAUGGUUCUUUUUGAUCUCCAAAGAGAUGUUCAACCCGUAUUAUGGGCUGUUUGAGUACUCGGCCACUGACAACUACACCCUACAGGUUAACCCCAACUCAGGUCUGUGUAAUGAGGACCACCUGUCUUACUUCAAGUUCAUUGGCCGGGUGGCUGGAAUGGCCGUUUAUCAUGGAAAGCUGUUGGAUGCUUUCUUCAUUCGGCCCUUCUAUAAGAUGAUGCUGCAGAAGCCAAUCACAUUACAGGAUAUGGAGUCAGUGGACAGUGAAUACUUCAAUUCUCUCAGAUGGAUCUUGGAGAAUGACCCCACAGAUCUGGAUCUCAGGUUCACUAUUGACGAGGAGCUGUUUGGACAGACACACCAGCAUGAACUGAAGCCAGGAGGCGCUGAUAUCGUGGUCAAUGACAGCAACAAAAAGGAGUAUAUUCAUCUAGUGAUGCAGUGGAGGUUUGUAGAUAGGAUUCAGAGACAGAUGACUGCCUUCAAAGAGGGUUUCUAUGAACUGAUCCCUCUGGAUCUAAUCAAGAUCUUUGACGAGAAUGAGCUGGAGCUGUUGAUGUGCGGGUUAGGUGAUGUGGAUGUUAACGACUGGAGAGAAAACACUAAAUAUAAAACUGGCUACAAUCCAAAUCACCCUGUCAUCAUCUGGUUCUGGAAGACUGUACUGCUGAUGGAUGCAGAGAAGCGAAUUCGUUUGCUGCAAUUUGUGACAGGCACGUCCCGUGUACCAAUGAAUGGCUUUGCUGAACUCUACGGAUCCAACGGGCCACAGUUGUUCACCAUUGAACAGUGGGGCACACGAGACAAACUGCCCCGAGUGCACACAUGUUUCAACCGGUUGGAUCUUCCUCCAUACGAAUCAUUUGAGGAGCUUCGCGAGAAACUGCACAUGGCGAUUGAGAACGCUCAGGGCUUUGAUGGUGUGGAUUAGAUGAGACUCCAGCAGCCACGGCAAAAGUGUAACUAUGGCGACAGCAUCACGACUGUUGGUUUUAAAGCAGGCAGCACACGAGUGCACAUGGCUCUGCAGGAAAUAUGAAUGUCCAGUAAACUGACCUGAGAGCAGUUUUUGCAGCAGACAGGGUGAAUAUGGUAUUACGAAAAGUUGAUCAGCUGUCAUUCAGUUCCCCUAAUUGAAAAACAACAUAUUGAGGAUAAACCGAACUGUGUAAUGUGCUUUAUAUCACAAAUGUGUAUGUUUAUGAUGUUUACAAAAUAAAGUUUGGUAAUAUACUUCUGCAUACAGCGAUAAAGUAUGUUUCUAUGUAUGCUGUUUCAAAAAUAUCUGUAGAUUUGAAUCUUAUCUAUGCAUUUCAGCAUAAUUAAAGAAUUGUCUUUCUGAUAUGAGCUUUUAAAGUACACUUUAUAGUUACAGGGAAGGUGUGCGCUAUGUGGCAAAUAAGGCCUACUGAAAAUUUGCCAAAAUGCAGAAUAAGAGACCAUUUUAUCUUUGUUUGUUUUUUUUUCUCAAUAUUUUAUCUUAAUCAGUUCUUCAUACAGUACGGCUUUCACUUUUAUCACUUAAAUGUUUACAUGAUUUUUUUGUUUACAGAUACCCCACUUUUAAAACUAUAUGUUUGAUUAUUAAAAUCAAUCUUUUGUACUGGUUUUGAAUGUUGAAGCACUUUUCUAAAAACAGAGGUUUCAAGUCUUAUUGUGUAUAGAUCACCUCAGUCAAGCUCUUUUGUGAUUUUGUGACAAAUCAUUGCUUUAUGUAAUUUAUUAAAUGUUUACAACAUAAAUACUGCUUGAAGUAAACUUAUCGGACUGUUAAAUAACAUUGCCUUUAUUUGUAAUAUAAAACCAUUUGAUUCAGUGUCAUGAAGAACACCUUUAUCUUUUAACGGAGAAACACUUUUAAUGUCUAUACUGUUGUAUAAUUAGACGCUACUAUACGAACGUCCCUUGGGUUUCUACCGAUUCAAAGCAUUUCUGGCUCUGAUGAAAGGGAAGUUUCAGAAAGUGUUUUCUAUCGAAGCUUUAUGAGCAAAUGUGUCUUUCAUUUUAAAGUAAAUUGUGUUGAUUUGAAUUGCCAGUCUUGAUGGCUACGUAUUUUUUUUUUUUUUUUUUUUUAAAUAAAGAAAUACAUCUCUGCCCA
Myxocyprinus asiaticus (Chinese sucker) is the source of this 6764-nucleotide messenger RNA. Its product is annotated as E3 ubiquitin-protein ligase NEDD4-like. The record is from RefSeq and is a predicted model, not a curated record. The transcript has 25 exons. Gene Ontology annotation, biological process: ubiquitin-dependent protein catabolic process; regulation of dendrite morphogenesis; receptor internalization. Gene Ontology annotation, molecular function: ubiquitin protein ligase activity; sodium channel inhibitor activity; protein binding. NCBI's taxonomy places the organism in Eukaryota, Metazoa, Chordata, Actinopteri, Cypriniformes, Catostomidae. Bases 1857 to 5597 code for a protein of 1246 amino acids.